Plasmodium coatneyi is the source of this 2634-nucleotide messenger RNA. RefSeq names its product S-adenosyl-L-methionine-dependent methyltransferase. The record is from RefSeq and is a predicted model, not a curated record. The transcript has 3 exons. NCBI's taxonomy places the organism in Eukaryota, Apicomplexa, Aconoidasida, Haemosporida, Plasmodiidae. Bases 1 to 2634 code for a protein of 877 amino acids.
AUGGGAGACAACCGAAUGGAGGUCCUGCCAGCUGGGUUCUCGGACUUUCGAGAUAGAGCCUACUGGAAUAGCUUUUUUCAAUUUUUCGACAAGAAGAAUUUCGAGUGGUAUGGGAACUACGGGGAUGUGCGGCACAUCGUUUAUCGGUGCAUACGAAGGAGGCUGGGUUAUUUCUCUGGGGAAAGAGCCAGUCAACGGGAUGGGCAACCCAGUAACGAACCGAAUGACCAACCGAACAGUCAACCCAAUAACGAACCGGAUGACCAACCGGUUAACAAGAACUGCCUGCUCAUAAACUUGGGGUGCGGGAACUCCCACCUGAGCUACGAACUCUUCCAAGACGGGUUCCGUAACAUUGUAAAUUUGGACUACUCAGAUGUAGUGAUCCAAAAAAUGAAAAAGAAAUUCGGGGACAAAAUGGAGUUCCUAAAUGUAGACAUUAGCAACGGUGAUCAGUUUGAUAAGGUCCUAUACAAAUUGGAAGAAGAGUCACAGAAAAAAAAAGUGGAUUACAAAAUCUUUUUUGAUAAAGCUUUUUUAGAUGCAUAUAUAUCAUGCGAACAAAAUGAGGAGGAAAUUUGCAAAAGGAAUGCCAAGAGUUACUUCUCCCUUGUCUUUAAGCACUUGAACAAGGGGGAUCUAUUCAUUGUUAUCACUCUUGCCCAGUAUUAUAUAAUUAAGGAGGUUAUUCGAAACGUAUACCACGAGGACAUCAUCUUGGAGGUCUUCCCCUUUUUUUUAAAACAAAACACAAGCGAGUUUAAGUACCACCCUUUCGUAUUCGCCUUCUAUCGAACACCUAAGGGGGGCAACAAAUUCCAGGCAUAUUUUGUUAACCCAGAAAUGGGUACCAGAAAUGUCAUUUCGUUGUGGAAAUUACCCAAUCAAAUUAACGACACGAGGGCAAAUUUGAAUCUUCACAUUUUUAAAAAAGGGAAGAGAAGAGUCCUAGACAUUUACAAUACAAAGCUGAACAGGUGUGACUACAACGUGGUUGUUUACGACUCGUACACGGAGCGCGCUACUUACAACACGGUUGUUGUUGUUGUCCCGCUUGGUUAUGAGUUUCACUCGCUUUACUGCACUGCGGAGGGGAAUGAGGAACUGGCUUCCAAGGCCCGGACGAGGAGGCUCCUCCUGGUGAUGAGGUCGAACUUCUUGGCUACCUCCUGCCAGCAGGGCGGAGUAAGCGAGGUGGACCUUUUUCAGAAUGACAAACGAGAAAGCCCCCCGAAUGUGCACCAUAACGGGUACAGUCAGAUGGAGCAAAGUCGAAAAGGGGAUACCAGUGCGGCAAAAGUGGAGGAACAGAAAAUAUACCCGCACGGGAACAACCAACUGCACAGCGAGUACUCAGUUAACGUCCUACUGGAGUCCAUCAAAAAUGAGCUGACAAACAUUUUGAACGAAGUGGCCCUUCCCAAUUCGGACAACUUCCCCAUCAUGGUGUUAAACGAGAGCGUAAAGAACUGCAGAGUCAUUGCGCACAGGAAGUCACAGCACGCGUCCGGCAUCAUCAUAAGGGACGUCCUCGUAACGGAGGAGUUUCUCGCAGAAAAUUUUAACUCAGACGGGGCGCACGACAGGGGCUUCGAAGGUGGAAAGAGUAAGAAAAAGAACAACGGGGAAGGGAGCGGCAGAGAGGGGACAAACCAAGAUGGAAACGAACGGGGGAAGGAACAGCACAACGUGGAAGAAGCCCUUCGAACCAUCCUAAAAAACAAACAGGAAAGACGCUCCUAUUUUGAGAAAAGAAAAAUUUACAAAAGGCAAAUGAUAUUUUCAUACGACCCAUUGACAGUGCAGUCCGAGCUAGUAUAUACUCAGGAAAAGGAAAAGAAAAAAAAAAAAAAAAAAAAUGACAAAGGGGUGGACAAGCUUGACGACAAUCCCCACUUCGAGUACAUCGAAUCGGCCAGCCAAUACCACAUAAGCUUCUGCUGCAGUCUGUUCUUCGUGAUAAAUGAUAACCACAAGGAGGAUGAUAAUUUUUUCAACAUUUGCAUUUUGGGGGGAGGCACCAAUGUCUUCUCAAAUAUACUCAAGUCCAUUUUUGCAGAUUUCAAUUUGCACCUGGAUGUUGUCGAAAUUGACGAAACGGUAAAAUCAUUUUAUCACCUUUUCCAUGAUGAGCAGAUGGAGGAAAAUAAAAAGCACAAGACAAAUUAUAUUAUUAAGGACGCGCAUGAUUUUGUAAAGAAUCAUUCUGAGUCUCAAUUUUACCAUGCCAUCUUUGUCGACAUUAACAAUACGCAAAACUCCUACGUCGAAAUGGAUGGCUGUAAGUUGUAUGUCACUUGUCCGCAUGUACAAUUUUUGGAUGAAGGAAAUGUGCGUAGUGUUAAGCGUCUUUUGAAGGAAAAUGGGGUGCUUGUAAUUAAUGUUUUGACGAGGGAUGGCACUAUGAGGAAACAUAUUCGCCUCUUCUUCCAGACCCUCUUCACAUCCGUCAUUAGUAUCCCCUCCGCGAAUAAGGAAAUUAACGAGGUCUUGGUCUGCAACUCCGAGAUUAUAACCCAAGAAAGGCUUUCCUCCUUCCACAGGAAUCUCACAGGAAUGAUAAGAAGAAACCACAAUCGGUGGUUCCUAAAUUGUGACUUGAAGAACAUACUCAAUAAUGCUAAUGUCUUGUAA